AAGCAGGAUCUUGAAGAGGUCUGGAGCUCCCAGGUGAUCUCACUUCAUGUGAUGACAUUGGGAGGCACUAGAAGCUCAAGUGGAACAAAAGCAAUGCUGUUUCAGCUCUUAGUGGUUCUUCUGUUUGUUGAACAAGUAAAAAAUGUUCCUGUAGUUGACGUCAAGACAUUACCAAUGGGUAACGUUCAACCAGAGACUUUGGAAGAAAUAGUCUCUGACAGAAUCGAAUUGGUGGAAGGAGAUAUGUUGAUGUCGAUAGGCACUGACCUCUCGGGGAUCCAAAAUAGGAACAAGCGGACAGACAGGAAUGCUGUGGGAGAUUCUUGGCCAACUACAGCCUUACCAUAUGAGAUCAGCCCAGAAAUAAAGCAUAGAACAGAUGAUGUAAUUGCUGCAAUGGCUAUGGUGUCUGAACACACCUGUAUAACUUUCCAUAGGAGAGAACCCACUGAAAAAAACUAUGUGCUCUUCGAAAUUAGCAAUGGCUGUGCUGCACAUGUGGGCUUCAUGGGAGGUCAGCAGAGUGUGUUUGUCGGACCAUCGUGCAAUGUCGGAAACAUCGCUCAUGAAAUUCUUCACAGUCUUGGUUUCCAACAUGAACACACCAGGUUGGACCGGGACGAUUAUAUUGAAAUUGUUCAGAGCAACAUAAUCCCAGGAAUGGAGAAGAACUUUAAAAAGAUGAGUGGGAAAACGUUUUCUGUUCCAUAUGACUACAGUUCGAUCAUGCACUAUGGAAGAAGUUUUUUUUCUUCAAAUGGAAAACCCACGAUCAUCCCCAAACAAACCGUAAAGGAAAUGGGACAGAGGAAUAAACUGAUGGAAACGGAUAUCAAGAAAAUCUUACUUCUCUACAACUGUGAUUCUUUAAAAGUAAAGCCUGAUGUGGAAAGCUGAUUGAAAUAUCUCCUGGAAGAACCUGAACUAAGCCACCAGAGGGGAUGGCUACACCAACGGAGAGCAGAACUUAGACUUAUCUAAAUGUUUUACCAUAAUUUAAAAUAAAUUGUUACUUGA
Messenger RNA from Cyprinodon tularosa, 1017 nucleotides. RefSeq names its product astacin-like metalloprotease toxin 5. Lineage: Eukaryota; Metazoa; Chordata; Actinopteri; Cyprinodontiformes; Cyprinodontidae. The coding region runs from base 52 to 897 and encodes 281 amino acids. Gene Ontology annotation, molecular function: metalloendopeptidase activity; zinc ion binding. The transcript has 10 exons. Gene Ontology annotation, biological process: proteolysis. The record is from RefSeq and is a predicted model, not a curated record.